CGGGCGCUGGUAGUUAGACAUACCGAUUGACAGUGUCGGAGACCUAGGCAGGAUCUUCACGGAGGUUCCGUGAGAAGCCUGCGACGCGGUCAAGAUGCCGAACAAAACCAAGAAGGAAAAGGAAACAAAUAAAUCCAAAAGCAGCACGAAGAACAGUAACAGUAGUAGUGGAGGCAAAGAUGGCACCUUGGAGAACUCUGACGAGCAGAGCGCCAGCAAGCGUCCCGGUAACAGCACCCCACCCCCCACCCAGCUCAACAAGAUCAAAUACUCCGGAGGUCCUCAGCUGGUGAAGAAAGAGCGCCGCCAGAGCUCCUCUCGCUUCAGCCUGACCAAGAACCGGGAGCUGCAGAAACUUCCUGCCCUCAAAGAUGCCCCGCCAGUGGAGCGAGAGGAGCUGUUCGUGCAGAAGCUGCGUCAGUGCUGCGUUCUGUUCGACUUCAUCAGCGAUCCGCUCAGUGACCUCAAGUACAAAGAGGUGAAGAGGGCGGGGCUUAAUGAGAUGGUGGAAUACAUCACGCACAACAGCGAAGUGGUCACUGAAUCCAUCUACCCCGAGGCCGUCCUCAUGUUUUCUGUCAACGUGUUCCGUACGCUUCCUCCGUCCUCGAACCCGACCGGAGCCGAGUUUGACCCUGAGGAGGAUGAGCCCACGCUGGAGGCGGCUUGGCCCCACCUGCAGUUGGUGUACGAGUUCGUUCUUCGCUUCCUCGAGUCUCCAGACUUUCAACCUAACAUCGCUAAGAAGUACAUCGACCAGAAGUUUGUUUUGUUGCUGCUGGAGCUGUUCGACAGUGAGGACCCCAGGGAGAGAGACUUCCUAAAAACCAUCCUCCAUCGGAUCUACGGGAAGUUCUUGGGCCUCCGGGCCUACAUCCGCCGACAGAUCAACAACAUCUUUUACAGGUUCAUCUAUGAGACGGAGCAUCACAAUGGUAUCGCUGAACUGCUGGAGAUCCUGGGCAGCAUCAUUAACGGCUUUGCUCUGCCGCUGAAAGAAGAACACAAGAUGUUUCUGAUCCGAGUUCUGCUGCCGCUGCAUAAAGUAAAGUCUCUCAGCGUGUACCACCCUCAGCUGGCCUACUGUGUGGUUCAGUUCCUGGAGAAGGACAGCAGCCUGACAGAGCCAGUGAUCAUGGGUCUGCUGAAGUUUUGGCCCAAGACUCAUAGUCCGAAAGAGGUAAUGUUCCUGAAUGAGCUGGAGGAGAUCCUGGAUGUCAUUGAGCCAACAGAGUUUGUCAAAGUUCAGGAGCCACUUUUCAGACAGCUUGCCAAGUGUGUGUCCAGCCCUCACUUCCAGGUAGCAGAGAGAGCUCUGUAUUACUGGAACAACGAGUACAUCAUGAGUCUGAUCAGCGACAAUGCUGCCAAGAUCCUCCCCAUCAUGUUCCCUGCCCUCUACAAGAACUCCAAGAGCCACUGGAACAAAACCAUCCAUGGGCUGAUCUACAAUGCUCUGAAGCUCUUCAUGGAGAUGAACCAGAAGCUGUUUGAUGACUGCACGCAGCAGUACAAGGCUGAAAAACAAAAAGAGAAGUACAAGCUAAAGGAACGAGAGGAAAUCUGGUUUAGGAUUGAGGAUUUGGCCCGACAGAACCCGCAGAGUACUAAGCUCCACCCCCUUCGACCUGGACUCCACCCACAGGAAGAGUACCUGUUGUACAGCGACAGCAGCGUGGCGGUUUACUCCAUGGAGACAGAGACUCCUACAGCUGAGGACAUCCAGCUGCUGAAGAAAACCGUGGAGACUGAAGCCUCACAGGGUCUAAAGGAUCUGAAGAAGGACAAAGUCCUGAUGAGGAGGAAGUCGGAGCUGCCGCAGGACGUCUACACCAUCAAAGCCCUGGAAGCUCACAAGAGAGCCGAGGAGUACCUUACAGCCAACCAGGAGGCUCUCUGACCAGGGGAGGUGCCCUUCCCCCCUGAACCUGGCUCCACCACCCAGUCUGCCUCCGAAGGUAGGAAAGAGUCAGAGGACGGAGCUGAAACUGGAACAAGAAGCUCAGCUCCACCUCCAGGUGUUGGAAUGAAGUGGGACACCAUAGAAGCUCCGUCUGUCCACGUGCUGUCCAACAUGUGUCCACUGUGAUUAGACAUCAGCUUCAUGACACGCCCCCUCAACACCUCCACCUGCCAUCCUCUGGACAUCACCACGGCUGUUUACAGACCCGUCCGACACCUGAACGCAUCACCAGCAGCGUUGUCCAAUGAAAGAGUUUGACCAUCUGGGCUCUGGCCCCCGAGAACCUGAAGAGUUUUAUGGAUGCCUUAAGAAGAAAACACAAUGUCUUUAACUGAUGACAUUAGCACGGUUUACCUGCAGCGACAGGUGAGGAGCCCAGACCUGCCUGACCCUUCCUCACCUCGUCUGUUUUUCUGACGUUGGCCCAUUCAUGUUGUAAAUGUUCCUUGAACGCACCGUCAGAAAGGAGUUCAGGUCUCCUGCCGUGGAAAACUCCAGAGUCCUGCUGCACGUAAACAAAUCACAGGUCUGUAGCUCCACCCUCUAUCCGUGUCAACCAAUCAGCUGUCAGCAUUGGAGACAGAUGACAAGUGAAUGUAGACUUUGAAUGAGAAUCUUGUCCACCACCUACAGCAGGUGAGGGGGCAGGACUUCUCAGUGCUUACCUGUGUGAGGCUUUUAUCAGGGUUAAAAUGGAUCUGACCUUCAGGUUUGUGUGAAGCUACAAAUGACCGCAGAGUUUAAGAAUCAUGAUGUCAACCAACCAAUCAGAGCCGUUCUGACAUCUGAUAAUCCUGGAAAAUGUUUAAUUCACGACCACAGAACCAUGUGACCCUCAGAUCGCCGUCUGAUUGGUUCGUUGAAGCUUUAAAAGG
Molecule: messenger RNA, 2838 nt
Organism: Nematolebias whitei (Rio pearlfish)
Lineage: Eukaryota; Metazoa; Chordata; Actinopteri; Cyprinodontiformes; Rivulidae
Gene: ppp2r5d
Product: protein phosphatase 2, regulatory subunit B', delta
Exons: 17
Coding region: 95-1900 (601 amino acids)
Biological process (GO): signal transduction; protein dephosphorylation
Cellular component (GO): cytosol; nucleus; protein phosphatase type 2A complex
Molecular function (GO): protein phosphatase activator activity
Source: RefSeq, a predicted model, not a curated record